GCUUAACACAAGGCCAGUAUUUGGAGGUGUAAGAUCUCGCAUUGGGGUCCAGCAAAAUCUUCUAAACAGAUCAUCACCAGCUGUCAGCUUCCAGCGGACGUUUGAUGCCCGACAGAAGAUAGGACUCACUGAUGCCCGACACAAACUGGGGGUUAAAGAUGCUCGUGAAAAACUGGUUCAAAAGGACGCUCGGUUCAAAAUCAAAGGGAAGGUACAGGAUGCUCGGGAGAUGUUGAAUUCCCGUAAGCAGCAAAGUGUUGCUGCUGAAAAGGUGACCAAAGUGGUGGAUGCUAGAGAGAAGAUCAGCUUAAAAAGGAGCACUCCAGCUGCUAUCAGCCCAACAAUGGGGACAGUAAAUCCAGCCAUGAAAAUCACCAAAACUAUCCAACAGAAGGCUCCAGUUCCUGGACACUCUCAUCCAGCAGGAACGAGGAUCAAUGUGGUGAACAACAACACACACAAACAGGGUCUGUAUGAGGUGGAAGAUGAUGAUGAAAGUGUCUCUCCCCUUACUAGCAAACAGAUGAAAAUCACCACCACAAACAGUUUCCUGCACAACGCGACUGGGCUGAGUGGCAAUAAAUUCUCUCUGUCCAAGACUGUUCCCCUGACUAAAGUGGUCCAGAAUGAUACGUACACAGCUCCACCUGCGCCUCCCUCUCCUAUGCGGACAAAGGCCUUGACAAACAUGUCCCGGACUUUAGUGACAAAGGAGGAGCCUCCAAAAGAACCAGCACCUGUUGAGCUGGCGUUCAGUCCUUUGGAAGGCACAAAGAUGACCGUGAACAAUCUGCAUCCUCGCGUCACAGAGGAAGACAUUGUUGAAUUAUUCUGUGUGUGCGGCGCUCUGAAGCGAGCCCGGCUGGUGCACCCUGGAGUUGCUGAGGUAGUAUUUGUGAAGAAAGAAGAUGCUAUCACAGCAUAUAAGAAAUACAACAACAGGUGCUUAGAUGGUCAACCAAUGAAAUGUAAUCUUCAUAUGAAUGGGAAUAUCAUCACCUCAGACCAGCCUAUAUUGCUCCGACUGAGUGAUACCCCUUCAGUGAAGAAAGAAGGGGAACCACGCCGGUCAAGUACAAGUACAUCCUCAAAUCCUCCAGCUGAGGUGGACCCUGACACUAUCUUGAAGGCACUCUUCAAAUCCUCAGGGGUCUCUACCUCUGUGCAGCCUACAGAAUUUAAAAUUAAACUCUGA
Molecule: messenger RNA, 1195 nt
Organism: Pterocles gutturalis (yellow-throated sandgrouse)
Lineage: Eukaryota; Metazoa; Chordata; Aves; Pterocliformes; Pteroclidae
Gene: POLDIP3
Product: polymerase (DNA-directed), delta interacting protein 3
Exons: 8
Biological process (GO): mRNA export from nucleus
Cellular component (GO): nucleus
Molecular function (GO): mRNA binding
Source: RefSeq, a predicted model, not a curated record